AUGGAAGGUGAAUCUUCAAGUAGUUUGCAGUUGAUAGAAGAAAAUGUUGUGAUUGAAAUGAUGAAUAUAGUUGAUGUAGACAAGCCUAAGGUUGGGAUGAUGUUCGAAAGUUAUAAACAGUUGCUUGAGUAUUACACAGGUUAUGGCAAGUCAAAGUCCACUUCCAAAAAUCCAUUGAAGCCACAUCCAAGCAUAAAAGUAGGUUGUAAGGCUAAGGAUUGCCAACCAAGUGAAAGUGAUGCCAUUGGGCUUGUUGAUGGUCAACCCACGAGUGAAGCGAUUGAUGUACGUGGAACACAAGAAAUUAUUGGGAUGAUAGAUUUACGGAUUACACAAACGGUUAAUGUUGGCAUAAGUGAUGGUCAAUACUCCUCUUUGCAAUUUUAUAAUAACACUAUGGCCUUGCUAUGGCGGGUUACUCAAAGAGGUCUUGGAAAUCAUUUCAUGGGUAUGCACCCUGUGCCUCAUUCUAGCUCCAUGCUUUGUUCUAGCUCUAAAGAAAUGGUAGACAUUUUGGAGUUGCCAAUUACGUAUUCAACGUCAACGUCUACUGGCAAGUACAAAAAAGAGGAAGAUCGUCUAGUUUUGCAAGAGGAAGAUUAUAGUAUAGUGUUAGAGAAGGCAGAGAUACCUUGGAGGUUGCAGGCUGUUACAGAGGGAUCAAAAUUUACUGCCUACUGCCAGAUUAAAAAGGUUUUUGCAGGCAUUGUAGCUGAACAGAGGUUUUUAGAGGUUGAACUGUUUGCAGCAGCUACAAUGGGUUGGUUGACUGCUUGUGGCUCGUUGGUUUACUGGACAAUGGGUUGGUUUACGAGGAGGAAGAACACUGACAUUGAUAUCAGAUGA
This is a messenger RNA of Ilex paraguariensis (yerba mate), 846 nucleotides long. The record is from the annotation of a GenBank genome assembly. NCBI's taxonomy places the organism in Eukaryota, Viridiplantae, Streptophyta, Magnoliopsida, Aquifoliales, Aquifoliaceae.